AUGAUUGAACCGUUCCAGACGACCUUCGCGGUCCCAAUGACCUGCGACGGCUGCGUGAAAGAUAUCUCCGGCUCUCUUAACAAGGUUGAAGGAAUCAACAAAGUCGAUGCCGACCUGAAGGAGCAGCUAGUUUUCAUCGAGGGCACUGCACCACCCAGCAAGAUCGUCUCUGCUAUCCAAGACACUGGUCGUGAUGCGAUUCUCCGUGGAAGCGGCACAUCCAACAGUUCCGCCGUCUGCAUUCUCGAAACACACUCGAAUAGCGUCUCGAAUAAGAUUCGCGGACUUGCGCGCAUGGUCCAGGUUUCCUCCAACAUGACCCUUGUUGACUUGACCAUCAACGGACUCUCGCCAGGCCGCUACUGGGCUACCGUGCGGCAAGCUGGAGAUAUUUCACAGGGAGCGGCCUCGACGGGUGGAAUCUGGGAGGCAUUGAAGUCGACUGUUCUUGGUUCGGAGACCCCCAAGGAGCCCCGGGGUGUGUUCGGGACGGUGGAUGUUGAUGCAAAGGGUCGUGGAAACGUUUUUAUGGACCGUCCCAUCGCGAUCUGGGAAAUGAUUGGCCGGAGUAUGGUGCUUUCGAGGUCGAAGGAGGGCCCGUUUAAGCGGGAGGACCCGGAUACGUUGGUUGGUGUUAUUGCUCGCAGUGCUGGUGUCUGGGAUAACGACAAAAUGGUCUGCUCAUGCUCCGGAAAAAAUGUCUGGCAGGAGCGUCAGGAGCAGGUCUCUCAAGGCAUGGUUUGA
This is a messenger RNA of Aspergillus ruber CBS 135680, 744 nucleotides long. Its product is annotated as copper chaperone CCS1. The coding region runs from base 1 to 744 and encodes 247 amino acids. Gene Ontology annotation, cellular component: cytoplasm. The record is from RefSeq and is a predicted model, not a curated record. Gene Ontology annotation, biological process: removal of superoxide radicals. The transcript is spliced from 3 exons. Gene Ontology annotation, molecular function: superoxide dismutase copper chaperone activity; copper ion binding. NCBI's taxonomy places the organism in Eukaryota, Fungi, Ascomycota, Eurotiomycetes, Eurotiales, Aspergillaceae.